Molecule: messenger RNA, 3749 nt
Organism: Empidonax traillii (willow flycatcher)
Lineage: Eukaryota; Metazoa; Chordata; Aves; Passeriformes; Tyrannidae
Gene: SFI1
Product: SFI1 centrin binding protein
Exons: 31
Coding region: 158-3607 (1149 amino acids)
Molecular function (GO): phosphatase binding
Source: RefSeq, a predicted model, not a curated record
UGGAAUUCAUGUCUUUAAGAUAUUGCAUUUAGCACAGAUCCAUUUGAUAGAUUCAUCACAAAUAACAGGCACCAAUUUAUGCUUUGUCCUAAGCUGAGGGACAGCAUAGCAGAACAGAGAGGGAAUUUGUGCACUGCAGGCUUGGAACCACAGUGAAAUGGAGAAAGUCAGGAGCAGUUCAAAAUCCCUGAAGAUGCAGGAAAUCCAACAACCACUUGGGCAUCAAGUCCAUCGUGCAAGUGGCCAAUCUGUUGCUCCCCACUCUGCCAGACAGGAAUUCCAGGACGGAGGCCGUGACAAUCCCAGUCCAAUUGGGUGUGCCCAGAAUCAAAGAAGGUGGUUAAAGAGAUUCCGGACCAGACAUCUAACAAAGAAAUUCUUCUAUCUGUGGGCAAAAAUGACAUUUGGACAAGUUCUCCCUUCCAAAGCCAGAUCCUUUUAUGAGCAGAAGAUUCUUCAAAAGACUUUUGGCCGGUGGAAGGAGCGGUGGACAGUUUGCAGAGAGAGGCAGCUCAGCCUCAGAGCAGAGAACCACUACAGGCGUUUCCUCUGUAGCUGGAUACUGAAGGCCUGGAGAGCCUCUGUGUGCCAGCAGCGAGGGGAGAGGAACAAACACUGGAUUGCAGAGUCUCACGCAAAGAAGCAAAAGCUGCUCAGGACCUGGCAGUGCUGGCUGGUUUAUGUUGAUGUUCAAAGGACAAAGCGUGGGCUGCAGGCUGUGGCACUGGCAUUCAGGGAAAGAAGCUGUCUGCGGGUUUCGUGGGCGGUGUGGAGAAGACAACACCACCAGAAAUGCACUGGACAUCAAAUGAAUAUCGUGGCUCUGCAGCACUGGGCCCAGAGCCUGCAAUUUCGAGCUUGGUUGCAGUGGCGAGAGCUGUAUUUGUACAGCCGGAACGAGAAGCAGAAGGAGACCAGGGCAGUGACUCACCAUCAGCACUGGGAACUGAGGAGAUGCCUGCGAGCAUGGCUGGGAUACUUAAACCUCCACAGAGUGAAGAAACGUCAGAAUGAGCUGGCCCAGGAGCUUCACCGGAGCCGGACACUCCGGCGCUGUUUCUCCAACUGGCAGAAGUUGUUGGAGUGCAAGAGAAGAAUUUGUGCUCACCAAAGGGACUUGGAAAAACAAGCAGCAAGGAUUGCCUUGUGGAGAGUCUUUGCACGCUGGAAGCAUUAUGUUGUGCUGUGUGUGGAAGAGUCUCAGCAGUGUGAGCUGGCUGAAGAGCACUACAGACAUCACCUGUUGAAACUUGGCUUCAAGGGGCUUUGGCAGAAUGUGGUGAACACUCGUCUUCAGAGAAUGAGGAAAAACCUGGCACACCGUCAGCACCAAGUCACAGUGCUGCAGAAGUUCUGGAACCGCUGGAAGAGCCGUUUGGAAGAGAAGGAGGAGCAGCAGCAUCAGGCCUUAACAUCAGUGGCUUGUGUCCGUUACAGGAGGGCGUUGAUGAGAUGGGCGUUUGACACGUGGCUGCUGAAGGCCUGCAAGCUGCAGGAGGAUCGAAGAGGGGAGGAGAGGGCUAGGUGUCAUUUUGAAAGGCGACUGCUGCUCUGUUUCUGGUGCUCCUGGCGCAGAAGAACAGCGGCACGUUUGGAGGAGCACGAGGCCUUGGCUCGUGCCAGGGAUCACUACAGGAACCUCCUGCAGCUGAAGGCCUUCUGCCUCUGGAAGCAAAGUACUCAGGAGAGAAAAAAAGAGAGGCUCAAGGAGAUGCAAGCCUUAAGAUUUCACUGUUCAAAGUGUCUGCAGAAGACUUGGAACAAGUGGAGGGAGUAUGUGGGACAUCAGCGUGACAAGUGGAGGAAGUUGGUGCGAGCAGAUCUGCACUAUCGACAGACACUGCUGGGCAAGACCUUGGCAGCCUGGAAGAGUUACCAACAAAAUGUCCAGUGUGUCCUGUACCGAGUAGCUGCAAAGGAGGAGGAGCACACCAGGCUGCUGCUGGGGCAGCUGCUGUGUACGUGGAGAGAAAAUGCCCUUGCUCUCAUACAGGAAACCAAGGCAACAGCUCAGGCAGAUGAGCACUGCAGGAGGGCAGUGCUGUCAAAGGUGUUGCUGCACUGGAGACACACGGCCUGGCUGCGAGCGCGUCACCGCCAGGAGAAGGUGACAGCUGUGAGGGAAGCCAGAAAACAUCUGGAUACAGUGCGUUUGCAGACCUUGUUUCUUCACUGGAGGCAGUUAACGAGGGAGUGUCUGAUGCUGAGGGCUCAGCACCUCAGGGCAGUACAGCACCACCAGCAGCACCUGCUCCACAAGUACCUGGGGAAAUGGAAAAAUUAUCAUCAGCAGUGCCUUGAGAAAAUGCUGCUGCAGAGACUGGGAGAUCACCUCAUGACUCGCAGGCUUUGCUCUGCUGCCUUCUCUUGCUGGAAGGCCCGGCUGUUGCAGCAACAGUGGGAGAAGCAGCAGACGGUGCAGGCACUGUGGCACUGGUCCCUGGCGGUGCAGAGGAAGGUAUUUGAUGCUUGGCUCACAUUUGCCAAGGAGCAAAAGGAGAAGAAAGUUGGCAUUGAAAAAGGCACAGGAGUUCACCACAGGGCUUCUCUGAGAGAAGGGGGAACCUGGGCCUUGAGAAACACUGGUGGCUUGAAACAGUUGCAGGAUCAGCUCCAUGCCCAGCACCAGCUGCAGAAGCAGGUGACAUCUAGGAGGCCUGAUGUUAGCCCUGAGACAAGAGGACAUGCAGCAGAGGAAGAGCCACGGCCUUCAAAAUGCAGACAUCUACCACUGCACCCUGCUGACGGGGGCUCAGUUGGCAGUGAUCUAAAUGCUAUUCAACGAGCCAGCUUACCACCACGGAGGCCUGACUUCCUUCUGGAGUCUCUAGAAAGCCAGGAACUGCUGGAACCUCCUUUUGCUAGGUCAGAGGUGUCCUUUCAGCAAACACCUGUGAAUAAAUGUUCUGCCCAGACUGGGACCUUACUGCAGACACCUCACCUGGAGGGCAGCACCUGUAAAUGUUUGUCUCAGAUGGGCAGUGCUGCUCAUUCCCGUCCUGCUCUCCCACGUGCUGCUCUCCCCUCUCUCCCACUGUGGGCUCCAGGUGUGCCCCGUGCUGGGCAGGGCCCAGAGCUCUGCUCUCCUGCCUCUUUCAUGCCCCAAAUGACAGCUGGAUCAGAGCAGAGAGGAGGUCAGCCAGUGAGUCAUCACCAAGGAGCCCAUUCCCAAGGCUCCCAACAGAACUCUGCAGAGAUGAAGUUUCAACCAAAUUUGCAGCCACAUCUGCUGUCACCUGAAGACUUGAUGGGACAGUGGAGUCACCAAACUGCAGCUGAAGGGGAGGAGAGGGAGCACAGUUCCAGAGAAGAAAUGGAGUUGCAGAGAAAGGUGGAGGUUGAACUCCGACACAUCCAGCAGCAGAUGCAGUACUACUACAGCAGGAAGCUGGAGCUCAUGUCCUGUCAGCAGCAGGCAGAGAUUCUGCAGCAGUGGCUGGAACUGAGCCCAGGACCAGGAGCCCCAGCUGGUGUGCGAGUUCAGGAAGAGCUGGCUCAGCUGCAGGUGAGGAUCAGCUCUCUGAGCCAAGCACAGCAGACAGACAGACAGCACGUGCAGAGCCUGCUCGCCCGCCUGCGUGAGAUCCAGCUGGCCCUGCAUCUGUAAAGCCUCUCAACCAACCUGCCAGCUCAGGGCCAGCUGCUGCUACAGCCCCGCUCACCUGGUCGAAGUAGAUGCGGAUGGAGCCCACGUUCGUGGCCCCCACCGCUGUCAGGGAGAAGAAGCCGUGCUUCCAGUCCCCCGUGAG